AUGGUGACAGGAGAUACUCAAAUGAGUAUAUUCACUCCCCUUGAUUCUCUUCAGUUAGAUACCUUGGGUCAUAUCAUCUGCCUCUUCCGAAGGUUUGGGAAUCAUUUUGCCUUCAGUCAAGGUGGUCAUUGUGCUGUGGACUUCUAUGUAGAAGAUGACACUGCGGUCCUUCAUGUUUUCACAAAAGUGGAUAGAUGUGAGAAACUGAAGUUCUUCACUAAUCCAGGGCACAUUUUCCUUUUGGAUGGAUUUGUGAGUUUUCUCCCCUAUGUCCAAUCUCAGUAUCUCUUCCACUACAAUUAUGCGAAGGUGUCGGGAACUUCUGACUUGGCGGAAUAUGAGAGUCUUGAGGGAUCCCAUAACACCAGGCUGCAUUCCAUCUCAGACCAUACUCAGUGGAAAUGUGAUAUGCAAAGAACCAUCCAACUGAAGAUGUCCUUAAAAUAUCUCAUGAAGGCCUUGGGACAAAUUGUCCAGUUUGGGACAUCCCUGGGAUGUCACCGUGCCAUGUGGGUGGCUCCACGUCAUUUCACUGCAAGUCACUUCUAUCUGGAGGAUUGCAAGAAGACUGAGAGGUGUAGUGCCCAUUCUCUGACUGUUAGUGAUGGAAGUUGCAUCCCCAAGACAGUCCUGUUGCAAGGAAGAGGACUCAUCAAAGCUGCUCAGUGUGCUCUUGGUGGAUUUGUUGCCUUGCUUGGAGUCUGUGUGAAGAAGGAUGGGACUUCCCUCACUUUUGUAAUGAAGAGGCCAAGAAGUGGAAUUCUCAACAAUCUGGAAUCAAGUGGAGAUCCAUGCUUAGCCAUCCAUGAAUAUCCUGAAGAUGUCCCUUACAAGAUGUCCGAAACCAUCCGAAAGAAGAUGUCUUCAGGAUAUCCUAUAAAGACCAGGGGACAAUUCGUCCAGUUGUGGACAUCCCUCGGAUAUCACUGUGCUGUGUGGGUAGUGUUGUUUUUCAAUGUUAGUACAUUGAGCUUGAGUGAUAUUGCAGCCAGACAAGAAUUUCAAGUUUUGGCCAAAAUAAACCGGGUACCUCAACCAUAUGGGAAGAAAAGAUCACAUCUCACAGUUUAUCUGUACUUGGAACUGGAGCUGCAGACAAAGUGUGGUGAAAGAUUCCUUGCCCGUCUUUCCAACAAGGGAGUCCAGAAUGCUUUUGGAUUGGAAGCAAUGGAAGUUCUGACCCGAAAUGGGAUGAAAAAGAUCCAAGGAAGUCUUGAGGAACUCAUUUCAGAACAGCAGUGGAUGACCUUCUCCAUCUGCCAAGACCCAAGACAAGCUGUCAAGUAUGAAAUUACUCAAUUUUAAAGAUUUAAG
Molecule: messenger RNA, 1314 nt
Organism: Darwinula stevensoni
Lineage: Eukaryota; Metazoa; Arthropoda; Ostracoda; Podocopida; Darwinulidae
Source: the annotation of a GenBank genome assembly